Arvicola amphibius (Eurasian water vole) is the source of this 2095-nucleotide messenger RNA. RefSeq names its product opioid growth factor receptor like 1 (gene Ogfrl1). Gene Ontology annotation, cellular component: membrane. Lineage: Eukaryota; Metazoa; Chordata; Mammalia; Rodentia; Cricetidae. The record is from RefSeq and is a predicted model, not a curated record. Gene Ontology annotation, molecular function: opioid growth factor receptor activity. Bases 115 to 1485 code for a protein of 456 amino acids. The transcript is spliced from 7 exons.
UGGAGCGCCCGCGGCCGCGCUGAACUGUGCCUCGCGGGCCGUGUGAGCUGCCGCCUGCGCCCCGAGCGGAACGCGGCCAUGCCCGGGCCCUAGCGCUCUGCCGCAGCCUCUUCAAUGGGCAACCUGCUCGGCGGGGUCAGCUUCCGCGAGCCCACCACCGUGGAGGACUGCGACUCCACCUGGCAGACCGAUUCGGAGCCCGAACCCGAGCCAGAGCAGCCGGGGCCGGCAGGCGGUGGCGAAGGCCAGGAGCACGGCGAACCGGAGCAGCCCGAGCAGCCUCCCGAGAGAGCCGGAGGGCGGCCCCACUCCAGCUCCGUGCCCGAGGACAACGCCGAGGCGGCGGGCGCCGAGCAGGGUGGUGAUCCCACGGAAGCAGCUGCUAAACCAAAGAGGAGCUUCUAUGCUGCGAGGGAUUUGUACAAAUACCGGCAUCAGUACCCACAGAACUUCAAAGAUAUUCGGUAUCAAAAUGACUUGAGCAACCUUCGCUUUUAUAAGAAUAAAAUUCCAUUUAAGCCAGAUGGGGUUUACAUUGAAGAGGUCCUGAGUAAAUGGAAAGGAGACUAUGAGAAGCUGGAACACAACCACACCUACAUUCAAUGGCUUUUUCCCCUGAGAGAACAAGGCUUGAAUUUUUAUGCUAAAGAAUUAACUACAUAUGAAAUUGAGGAAUUCAAAAAAACAAAGGAAGCAAUCAGAAGAUUCUUCUUGGCUUAUAAAAUGAUGCUAGAAUUUUUUGGGAUAAAGCUGAUUGAUAAAACUGGAAAUGUUGCUCGGGCUGCAAACUGGCAAGAAAGAUUUCAGCAUCUGAAUGAGUCCCAACACAACUAUUUAAGAAUUACCCGGAUUCUGAAAAGCCUUGGUGAGCUUGGGUACGAGAGUUUUAAAUCUCCUCUCGUAAAAUUCAUUCUCCACGAGGCUCUGGUGGAGAAUACUCUUCCCAACAUCAGGCAGAGUGCUCUGGAGUAUUUCGUGUACACCAUUAGAGACAGAAGAGAGAGGAGGAAGCUCCUGCGCUUUGCCCAGAAACAUUACACACCAUCAGAGAAUUUCAUCUGGGGCCCGCCUAAGAAAGAACAGCCAGAGCGGGGCAAAGCCCAGAAGAUGCCUGCUCUGCCCGCUUCAGGUUCGAAUAGCCAAACGUCUAUGCACAAGAAAACCAAGGACUCCAAAAGUUGCUCAGUCGCUGCUCACCUAAAUAGCAAAGCUGUGGAAGAAAAAAAGGGAGCCCCUAGAGAGGCUGUGGAGGAGACAGAGAAGCUGAGCCCGGAGCCCCGCAGUGAAGAUAGCAAACCGCAAGACCCAGAGCCAGCCAGUGCUGCUGAAGAAUCAAAUCCUCCCCCCGAGGAAAGAGUUACUGAGACUGCAGGGAAAAGUGAGUGUCCAACUUCUUCUGAAAACGUUGAAGAUGGGGAAAACCAGAGCAAAGACUCGGAAAAUCCUGAAAACACCAGUUGCCACGAUGAGGUCGUGUCGCAGUGAACGUCACAAACCAGUUCCGGUUAAGAGUGUAAAAAACUCCUGUCUAAUUUACCCUGAGGUCACGUUUAAAAUGUUAGCCAUCUGUGAAUUUUGUUGUAAACCCUUUGUUCUUCUUUUUUUUUAUUUUGGAUCACAAUGAAAUUGGAUAUUUAAUAAGAAGUUUUUAAGACCAGAUCCAAUAAAAGAAUAUAUUUAGGAUGUGUUUUUUUCCAAAUUCUGUAUAUAAUAGUUACUUUAAAAGUAUUAUCAAGUCAUCUAGAACUAAUUGAGUAGCAUUUUGUAUUCAGCCUGUUCUCUUGAGAGAUUCAUGUAGAAAUCAGGACCCUCUCGUGAUGCGGUCUUACCGGACUUUUAAAUUCAUUUCGAAACUGGAAGGAUGAGUAGGUCUUCUUGAAUGUAUCCAGAAAGUCGUCUGGAUUCUUGGUUGCAGCUCCUUGGUGUUCUUAGCUUUGGGUUCUGCAGUGGCAGUUCUUCCCGCUAGUCUUCGUCAGCAUCCUCAGGAGUUUCCCAGCACACGUUAGGACCCAUGUCCAGCUGGGGAGAGGGAAAUUUUUAAUAGUCUGAUUUCAAGAUUUUUUUAAUGCUUAGAAUAAUAAAAAUAUUUUCAGUA